Messenger RNA from Melanotaenia boesemani (Boeseman's rainbowfish), 2227 nucleotides. RefSeq names its product major facilitator superfamily domain-containing protein 12-like. The record is from RefSeq and is a predicted model, not a curated record. Gene Ontology annotation, biological process: carbohydrate transport. Gene Ontology annotation, cellular component: membrane. The coding region runs from base 525 to 1985 and encodes 486 amino acids. NCBI's taxonomy places the organism in Eukaryota, Metazoa, Chordata, Actinopteri, Atheriniformes, Melanotaeniidae. The transcript is spliced from 11 exons. Gene Ontology annotation, molecular function: symporter activity.
UGUAUUAGCCGGUUAGCGCUGUUAGCUGAUGUUGGUCGCGUUAACUAACGUGUUAAAUGUUAAACCAGAGGUGGUCCUUUUUCAGGUCACAGAUCUUUGGGUCGUACGAAACAUGACGCUCAAGUUAAGGAACAAUUUGACUUUAUAUGUCUGGAAUUAAUGUGAAUAUAAGGGAAAACAAGCGGAAAGUCCCUGACGUCCGCGAGUUUCAGUUUCAUUCCUCCAGAGACGCUCCUCCUGGCUCUGCUGCUUCUGUCACCUGAUUUUAAGAGGAAAUGGGUUCAAAGAUUGUAGGACGGAUAUGUUUGCUGCAUCGUCACGGGGGUAACACGUAAUUAACCUAGUGAACAUAUCUCAUUAUUGUGUUUUCUAGAGAAAGAGGAACCUGGACACUGCUGCUUCCCUUCAUGUUGGUACAACUACACUGAAAGAAAACGGGUUAAAUCCUUUUAUUUGAUCCGGUCCACCAGAUGAGCGCGCGACCUGGGCUUCUGUUUUAAACCUUUCCACUUCCCCGGGAGAUCAUGUCGGACACAGAGAGGUCGCUGCCGGCUCUCCGGAAGCUCAGCUACGCGGUGGGACACUUUCUGAACGACCUGUGCGCCUCCAUGUGGUUCACCUACCUGCUGGUCUUCUACCACUCAGUGCUGGGCUUCCAAAACACAGAUGCAGGUGUGUUGUUGCUGGUUGGGCAGGCAGCUGAUGGCAUCUGCACGCCUCUCAUUGGCUAUGAGUCGGACCAAACACCCGGAUGUGGAAACUAUGGAAAGAGGAAGACAUGGCAUUUAGUUGGUACAUUGAGUGUGGUGCUGUCCUUCGUCUUCAUCUUUAACCAGUGUCCGGGCUGCGACUCCUCUACCCCUCAGUGGGCCAGUUUGAUCUACUUCAUCCCGUUCAUCAUCAUCUUCCAGUUCGGCUGGGCCGCUACGCAGAUCUCCCACCUGUCCCUGAUUCCAGAGCUGGUCACCUGCGAGCACGCCAAAGUCGAGCUCACUGCUUACAGGUAUGCCUUCACCGUCAUAGCCAACAUAGCAGUGUAUGCUCUGGCUUACCUGCUGUUCCACAUCCAGGCCGGAGACGAUGACCCGCUCAGCGAUGCGCUCGGACCUGCAGACAUCCCUGUCUUCAGGAAUCUGGCUUUAAUUGUGCUGGGCAUCGGCACUCUGUCCGCUAUCUUCUUCCACCUGGGAACAACAGAGGGCCAGAGGAGUGGAGCUGGAGGAGAGGAGGGUAGAGGAAGCAAUAAUAUGGAGGAAGAGGAGGAUGAAGGGGAUCGAAGACCUUUGCUGGCUUCUUCUCAAACCCCUUCACGUCUCCUGCAUUGGAAAUGUUGGCUCCAGCAGCCUUCUUUCUACCAGGUGGCCUUACUCUACAUGUCCACCAGGUUGAUCGUCAAUCUCUCUCAGACGUACAUCUCCAUGUAUCUCAUCAACACUCUCGGCCUUCCCAAGAAGUUCAUCGCUACAAUUCCACUGGUGAUGUAUGUGAGUGGCUUCGUCUCCUCCUUCAUCAUGAAGCCUGUCAGUAAAGGCAUCGGGAAAUGUAUGACUUACUUUGUGGGCCUCCUGAUGAUAAUGGCCUUCUCCUACUGGGUGCUGCUGGACAUCAGCAUGGGUCAGCAGGUCUACGGGGCGGCGGUGCUGCUGGGUGCCGGCUCAGCCACCAUCCUGGUCAUAUCGCUCGCCAUGACUGCCGAGCUCAUCGCAGACCAGACGCAAAGUGGAGCGUUUGUCUACGGAGCCAUGAGCUUCACAGAUAAGCUGGGCAACGGGGUCGCUGUGAUGCUGAUUCAGGCUCUGCAUCCUUGCCACACCGUGAUCUGCUGUCCGGCCUGUGUGUGGUUCUAUCAUUACAUCAUGGUGGGCGUAACGGGGGGCGUGGCCAUCCUUGCAGCUUUGGCUCUCUGCUCCAUCAUCAUCUGGCCAAUCAGGAUCAGACCGCGCGGUCUGCAGGUGGUCUCUGAUGACACCGCUGGAGUCAACUGACCGGCGCCAGACCUGGUCCAACCUGGACUGCACACUAACUGCACACGCGCCGUUUUCUGUUUCAACUACAUUAAUAUGAUGUUCAGGGAAAAGUCACAGGAAUUUCUGCCGGAAUUCCCAAACGAAGGAGGGUUUUUAUUUUAUUUCUCAUCUCAUUUUUAUUUUAUCUUUAUUUUUAGAUGUGAUUUGAUUUCAUUUGGUUCAUUCAUUUUUUUUUUAAUUUUCAACUUUUCAGUUAAUUU